AUGGAGAUAGCCGCCACUAGCACUGUCUCCGUCGCGCUGCAAUCUCGCCGGCUAUCGCUAGCAUUGUCUAAGAAGCUUGGGUCUUUCUCUUCUCUUUCGUUUGGUUGCUUCGAGAGAAAAUAUUGCGUUGGGAUUGGGAGCUCUAGUGUCCGCGUUUCUGCAGCAGCCUCAAUGGACGCUGUGACUGCCGAGAAAAUCUCUCCGGCGAGUUUUCUCGAUAAGAGAGAAUCCGGAGGAGUUCUUCAUUUUGUGAAGUACCAUGGACUCGGCAAUGACUUCAUUUUGGUGGAUAACAGAGACUCAUCGGAGCCUAAGAUAACACAAGAGCAGGCGGCGAAGCUGUGCGAUAGAAACUUCGGUGUUGGUGCCGAUGGAGUGAUUUUCGCAAUGCCAGGAGUCAAUGGUACAGAUUACUCCAUGAGGAUAUUCAAUUCAGAUGGAAGUGAACCAGAGAUGUGUGGCAAUGGAGUUCGAUGCUUUGCUAGGUUCAUUUCUGAGCUUCAGAACUUGCAGGGAAAACACAGUUUUACAAUACAUACUGGAGCUGGCCUGAUUGUUCCAGAGAUUCAAGAAGACGGACAGGUUAAGGUGGACAUGGGAAAACCGAUUCUGAAAGCACAAGAUGUGCCUACAAAGUUGCCAGGGAACAAAGGUGAAGCUGUUAUUCAGGGAGAGCUAGUUGUUGAUGGAGUAAGCUGGAAUGUGACCUGUGUUAGUAUGGGCAAUCCUCACUGCAUCACGUUCGGUAAAAAGGGUGGACCGAAACUGAAAGUUGAUGAUUUGAACUUGCCAGAGAUUGGUCCAAAGUUUGAGAAUCAUGAAAUGUUCCCAGCUCGAACUAACACAGAAUUUGUGGAAGUCUUGUCACGUUCUCAUUUGAAAAUGCGUGUCUGGGAGCGUGGAGCAGGAGCGACUUUGGCCUGUGGUACUGGAGCUUGCGCUCUGGUUGUUGCAGCAGUCCUUGAAGGUCGAGCCAACAGGAAAUGCACAGUGGAUCUACCGGGUGGACCAUUAGAGAUAGAGUGGAAGCAAGAAGACAACCAUAUCUACAUGACCGGUCCUGCAGAAGCUGUCUUCUACGGAUCAGCACUGCUUUAA
Messenger RNA from Microthlaspi erraticum, 1098 nucleotides. NCBI's taxonomy places the organism in Eukaryota, Viridiplantae, Streptophyta, Magnoliopsida, Brassicales, Brassicaceae. The record is from the annotation of a GenBank genome assembly.